AUGCCUGAAUGGGAGACAGAAGACGAGCAUGCGGGCAGUCUCAAGGCCCAUGAGGCGACUCGUAGGUCAUCUUCGAGGUCCGCCAAGUCUCGAAGAAGAUCCAAGACUCCGCCCAACAGGUCCAUUUCCCCCGCCCUGGCAGACAAAACCGCCAAGCGGUCCUCGCGCGACAUCACCACGGACGAAACAAUCAGUAUUUUGGACCCUCGUCGAUUUACACCCACUCUUCAUGCCAACCUCGUUUCCGAAAUCCUCACUUUACGCAGAGACCAGGAGGAUAAGACCAAACUCAUUGAAAGUCUCGAAACUUCACUUUUCUCCACAAAAGAGGAAAACGAAUCUCUGCAGGCGAACUUUACUACUCUAGGGAAGGAAAGUCGCUCUCUCAAACGCCAACUAUCCCUUCUAGAGGGUGGUACUUCCUCUGCUCUAGGCGAAUUAGCUCGUGAACGCGACGAUGCUGUCGAGUCCAUUACAGAGACAAAGAAGCGACUAGAUGCUGCUCAAAAGAGGAUUCGAAGCUUGGAAGACGACUCCCAGCGCGUCCAUGAGCAGUGGGCCAAGGAAAAGGAUGAUUGGGACGAUGAGAGACGCAAAUAUGAGUGCAAGAUCCACGUCUCCGAAUCCCGACUCAAGACGAUUCUCGAGGAAGUCGCAGCCUAUCAGAAUGCGCAGGCCAACGGUGAAGAGCUUGAUGAUGAACCCGAUGAUGCACACAAAGACAAUGACGGUGCCAGUAUUCGCACCAUGAGCAUGACUGGAAGCCUCCGCUACUCGCUUCUUAACAGCCCUGGUCCGGCCAAUCCUAACGGCGCGUCGUUGGCGGACGAACUCAAUCUCGAUGACGACGAUAGCGAUGCGGCGGCUACUGAGAGUGUUUUUUCCAGCCCCCGUCAUAAGCGCACGAUCAGUCGCGAUACGGCGCCGAUUGGUAGAAUGCAUCGAAGAGAUCUUAGCCUUGAAAGCCUUAGCCGCCCCGGCAGCGCUGCUCGAUCACGUCUUUUCUUCAAUCCCAAUGUUCUUGGCAUUCUGCAAGGCGAAGACGAGGAACAACCAUCCACUCCUACCGUGCCGCCCACUACCUACAAGGACACUGGUGUCCAGUUCUCGCCUCCACCAUCGCCUAGGAUUGAGCAAUCCCGUAAGCCGGAUGCGGAAAAUGUUGCCCGCAUCGUUCACGAGAUUGAGGCGAAUCAACGCCGCAAGCGAGUUCAUCCUGGUAGUUGGUCUGGCAAGCCUGCCGUUGCCGAAGAUGCUCAGCAGCGGUCGAUGGUAUCGACUUCUGCUCAGACUAUCGAGACGCCGCUUAGCCCGCCCAGAACACCCAAGAUGCAGAUCGAGCCCAUGACACCUCCCCCGGAAAGAACCGAAUCGACCAUGGUAUCAUCAGCGAUGCAGACAGACAAGGAGUCGGAGAUGCCCGUUCUCAACGUUGUGCCGCCCCUGACACCCCCUAUGCCUGCUAUGCCCAUUCCCAGUAUCAAUGUGCAGCCCCCCACGAGCAGACCGACAACACCAAGAUCCCCCAUGCUACCGCCUUAUAUGAAGAAUUUUGGCUGUCAAGUCAACAUCUCCUAUGAAGUGCCGAUGACUGAGGCUGCCGUUCAGACUGAGGGCAUCCAAGUAGACAAAAGAUUGGCUACCCUGCCACCCCAUCUACAGCCCUCGACUAUCUCUUCCCGACCAACUUCUCCUAACAAAGACGGCAUUGACCGCGACAAGAAUUUUACACCGGUUCCCGGCAAUCUUCCACCGCGAAACCCACGCCGCCUGGCCAGCAGGACUGCAACAGACUUCCAAUCGUCACCUAUUUCCAUGGCUGGAGAUGAGGACGAUAUUCUGGACUCGUAUCUCAACAAUGAUAUGGAGAGUACAGGAUUAAGGGCUACUCGACGACAUGGCGGCCUUUUCGCAGGGUUUGAAUCGCAAAGCUCCGACGAGGCGGAAGAGUUUGGGGAAGCUGACGUCAGUGAUUCUGAGUAUCGCACGGCUCUCUCGGCCCCACGACCAUACUCGAACACAAGCCGUGCCGGCAAGCGGGGCUCUUUUGGUACUUCGACCACUUUCCCGGAGCAGUUUGUCUCGAAAAGCUCCGCGAGUGGCUCUGCCAAGGUGUUUGGUACCGACAUCUACUCCAACGGUCGAUCAGACUUGGAUGCUGGCAGUCGUGGUCAUAGGCGCAAGCUCAGCAAACCACUCGAAAGAACUGUUGUCCCUGGAACUGGCUCCACUCGUUCGAGUGAUAUUCGGAAACAUGCUAUGAUUCAAGGCUCCAUCGCUAGCCAGCAGACUAGGUCUCGAAGUCCAAGUCUGCCUGACGGCCGCAACCCUCCGUUCCCGAUACCGCUUCGCGAUAGCUCUAAACGUCUGUCGUCUUCUAUCAUGAGCACGCCAAGCGAUGACUACAGUCCUACCAGAACCGAGAGCUAUUACCGCCGAGGUAGCAGCCGCGGCAGCUACUACGGAAACAGUGUUCGUAGAGUGCGAUCUGCCACUGCUAUGCCCCGCAACCAGCGAUACCGCAGACACGGUAGCCGAUCACCGCCACCUCUUUCUAUAUCGACAGAGGCCCCAGAGAGCCCGAGCCUACCUCCCUUGCCACGCAAUGAUCUUACAACCCCACGCGGCAAGGAGCCCAGUAGCUCCUUGUACAGACGCCAUCGCCAUGAGCUCUCGACCAAUACCGAUAACACGCUCAAUACGGACCCCAUGUCAACCUCCCAGGGCAGCUCCCAGGCAACUGGCGUCGUGGACGCCAUUGCGCAGACCAUGGUCGGCGAGUGGAUGUUCAAAUAUGUCCGCCGGCGCAAGUCCUUUAGCGUGCCGGAUGCCACUGGCAAGGACGACACGGGCAAUGAUCGUCACAAGCGAUGGGUCUGGCUCGCUCCGUACGAAAGGUCUAUCCUAUGGAGCAGCAAGCAGCCUUCCUCCGGCAGCGCGUUGAUGGGAAAGACUGGGCGCAAGCUUACCAUCCAAUCUGUCCUUGACGUCAAAGACGAUAAUCCUGUUCCCAAGGGUGCCCAAACCAUUUUUAAUCGUUCGAUUCUCAUUCUCACUCCCCAGCGCGCUUUGAAGUUCACCGCCAGUUCAUCAGAGCGCCAUUAUCUUUGGCUCACAGCCCUUUCAUUCCUCGCACACUCGUCGCAAGCUGUACCGGAGAACCUGUCGGCACCACAGCCUCAAGUAGCUAAACAGCCACAUCAACAGCCAAUCCCUGAGUUCGAGCUACCACAGACCAAGACACGCCGUCCUGGCAUCAGAGACUCGAUCCGGUUGGCCAAGAAUAAGACUACUAUCGGCAGCCGUACCGAUCCUCCCAGCGUGCCUAGCCUCCCCAGUAACCCUUCCUCUCGCAUGGGCGAAGUGUCAAGCUCCCGCCCUCCGCCAUCCACAGGUACAGCAUCAGUCAGCCACCACCGAGAAGGAUCGCAUGAAACGGCAGAGCCUCCCAUGAUUCAACGCUACAAUGAGCGCUCACAGGCGCCUUCCCAUGGACGCAAGCGAAGCAACACGGGUGGGCAGCAGCAUAUUCCUCCUCCGCUGUCGUUCCGAGGCUUCUCUGGACCCUUGGGCAGCCCACAAGACAAUGGACAUAGCACUUCGACCAACACCCCUGCGUCUUCUGACAUGUUUCAGUCGCAAGCUUCAAGCAAUACCACCUGGGCCGGCUCUCAACGAACAUCCGAAGCAUCGAGCAGACGGGGCAACUUUUUUGACGCCAUCGGCACAGUUCGAAUGGAGGCUUUCAUCAGUCCCCUCGCAUCUUCGCAGGCGGCGCCGCCUCCAGAGCAGGAAGAGUUUCGACGCUUGACCCGCCGACGUAGCAAGGAGCACCGCAGACGUCACAGCCGCAGCCGCAGCCGCAACCGUGACAGCUUUAGCUACUACACUCGCGGCGUUGAGCGCCGUGGCUAUAACGACUACUACGGAGGCAGCCGGACAGCUGGCGAGGAGGAUCUUCCCCGAGAUGACCCUUUCAGGGGAUUUUAA
Akanthomyces muscarius is the source of this 3990-nucleotide messenger RNA. RefSeq lists its product as uncharacterized. The record is from RefSeq and is a predicted model, not a curated record. Gene Ontology annotation, molecular function: tubulin binding; phospholipid binding. Lineage: Eukaryota; Fungi; Ascomycota; Sordariomycetes; Hypocreales; Cordycipitaceae. The transcript has 2 exons. Bases 1 to 3990 code for a protein of 1329 amino acids. Gene Ontology annotation, biological process: maintenance of protein location in cell cortex; establishment of mitochondrion localization; dynein-driven meiotic oscillatory nuclear movement. Gene Ontology annotation, cellular component: mitochondrion; cell cortex.